GAGUUGUAAAACUUCUCCUCUAAGUUGUUAAACCUCAGAGAAACCCACUGCAAUGGCUGGCAGUGGGGAUAACGCGCCACCGCCAUCCGCUGCCAACGGUGGUGAGUUUUUGCUUUCCUUGCUCCAGAAGCCACCAACAACACAGCAGCAACAAUCUCUUUUAUUCGGAACGGUCACUCCCAUACCGACUCCGCAACAGCGGCAACAGCAGCAGCAGCAGCAGCAUGUUGCUCUGGAUCCUGCCGUUGCAGCAGUCGGUCCAUCCCUUCCUUUUCCGCCUCUAUGGCAUUCAAAUGGCCGCGAUCUUCCUGCUUCCUGGUCUUACGCUCUUUCCCCUCCUCUUGCUCCCAAUUUCUUAGGGUUUCCCCAGAAUCCUUCUCCUUCUCAGGGAAACAACCAAUUCGCCAGAAAUCAGGGUGGAUUCGGUAAUGAUUCGAGGAGUUUAGGGUUUUCGGAUACUGGUGCAAAUUUUGCAAUUCAGACUCCGAUUCAGCAGAAGCCGCAAGUGCAAAAACUCAGGUUUGGUACUUUUCCUACUGAGAUUCAUAUAACUGAGACUUUGCUUAAUGGAACUCAGUCAGAGACUUCCCAGCUAAACAUAUUGACGGAGCGUGAAGCCGCCGAGCGGAGCAGGAGCUACAACAGUUUGGAGAGGAAUCGGGAAUUUGACUUGGGAAGGAAUUCCCGACCGAGCUCGAGUCACCAUGAAUCUCAAAAUCGAAAUUCUGAUCAAAGGAGAGGCGGAGAGCGGGGAAAGCAGCACCACAGUGGGAAUUACAGGCCGAUGCCAUCAGUGGAAACUCAGAGGCCUCCUCCUCCUCCUGGGUUUGGAAGCAAGCCAAGAAGAAGAGGGAAUCAUAUUGACGGUAAAUUCCGUGGUGAUGGUGAGGUUGCGCUUGGUGGACAGCUUGAUCAGGCUGGGCCUUCAACUGGUAGCAAUCUGCACUCUGUUUCAGCGUCUGAUAUGGAAGAGUCUCUUGCAGACUUGCAUAGAUAUGGGGAUAGAGAUGGGUCUUUUAGACAGGAUAAGUUUACAAGGGAGGAUGCUGGGGAAAUGGAUGAUCUUGGUGAACAGCUUGUGGAUUCUUUUUUGAUUGAGGAUGAAUCCGAUGAAAAGAAAGACAAGAAGCAACUUCGUAAGGAUUCCCGGGUAGAUAACAGGGGCCAACUACUUGUUAGCCGGAGGAUGAGAAAUUUGAAAUGGAUUAUCAAGUGUCGUGGUGACAUUGAUACACUAAAUGCACCUUUCCUUGAGAUUUAUGAGUCUUUAAUACCACCUGAGGAAGAAAAAGCAAAGCAGAAACAAUUGUUGGCAUCCCUAGAGAAACUAGUUUGCAAAGAAUGGCCUGAAGCUCGGUUAUAUCUCUAUGGAUCGUGUGCUAACUCUUUUGGAGUCUCAAAGAGCGAUAUUGAUGUUUGCCUUGCAAUCAAUGAUGCUGACUUGAACAAGUCUGAGGUCUUGUUAAAGUUGGCGGAUAUUUUGCAGUCGGAUAAUCUUCAAAAUGUGCAGGCAUUGACACGUGCCAGGGUCCCCAUAGUAAAGCUUAGGGAUCCUGUGACUGGAAUUUCUUGCGACAUUUGCAUAAACAAUGUUUUGGCUGUUGUUAAUACAAAGCUUCUCCGGGAUUAUGCUGAAAUAGAUGGGAGAUUGCGUCAGUUGGCUUUUAUUGUGAAACACUGGGCCAAGUCAAGAAGAAUUAAUGAAACUUACCAAGGAACCUUAUCUAGUUACGCGUAUGUCUUAAUGUGCAUUCAUUUCUUGCAGCAGCGAAGGCCUGCUAUCCUUCCAUGCUUGCAGGGAAUCGAGGCUACAUACUCUGUGACUGUUGAGGAUGUGGAAUGUGCUUUCUUUGAUCAAGUUGAAAACCUUCGUAAUUUUGGCUCCCAUAAUAAGGAAACUAUUGCUCACCUGGUUUGGGCAUUCUUUAGUUAUUGGGCAUAUGGCCACGAUUAUGCAAAUUCUGUCAUAUCUGUUCGAGAGGGGAGCACAAUCAGCAAGCGAAAAAAAGAUUGGACAAGGAGGGUAGGCAAUGAUCGACACUUGAUAUGCAUAGAGGAUCCCUUUGAGACGUCCCAUGACCUUGGUCGAGUUGUGGACAAGUUCAGCAUAAGAGUUUUGAGGGGGGAGUUUGAACGUGCUGCUGAAAUCAUGCAGCACGAUCCAAAUCCUUGCAUAAAGCUGUUUGAGCCCUACGUUCCUCCCCGUUGACCAGAUAUCUUAACAUGUUUCUAUCUAAGGUCGGCCUUUUUCUGGCUUGAUGAGUGCUCCCUCCCUUCUUACCAUCACUUUUGUUCUCUGAUAAAUGUUAAUAGUGUGUAUCUAGGGUGCAUCCAGAGUGAACACUUCUUUCACAUUUUACUGAAAAAUAGUAUGUAUUUUUAGGCUUUUGUUUAUGCUCCUCCACCAUGAAAGGUAUGAAAGUUUUCUUCUGCAU
Molecule: messenger RNA, 2435 nt
Organism: Rubroshorea leprosula
Lineage: Eukaryota; Viridiplantae; Streptophyta; Magnoliopsida; Malvales; Dipterocarpaceae
Source: the annotation of a GenBank genome assembly